UUGGGUACCAAAUUAAUCUUUAGAACCAACCAAAUAUUAUGUUGAUUUUUUUUCCUAUAUAAUUAUUCAAUUAUUCAUCAAUAAAAAGAGUAAUUAAAAAGGCAUCAACCUUGACCAUUUCCCGCUCGAACAUCACCCAAGAAAACGAGACUAACAUCUUAAACGGUAUCGUUUCUCCUUCUCGUGCCCUGGUUUUUUCCCGUUACGUCCCGUACAAUGUCGGAAUCCGGCGUCGUUCGGAACCGAGGUGGUGGUAGGCGGUUGCCGCCGAGGAGGCACCGACAACAGCCGCAGAUGGAGUGGCGGCGUCGGCAGGAACAAAGGCCGUUGCUUCCAGGGACUUCGUCGGAGAACCGAACGGAUAACGAGGUAGCCCCAACAUCAUCUUCUUUUUCGCCGGCGAAUAGUGGCUAUGAUAACAGUGAAAGAAACAAUAACAAUAAUCCGACGAAUUUGGAUCGGUUCUUGGAGUUCACAACUCCGGUGGUUCCAGCUCAACGUUUACCUCAGACAAUCAUAACCCGACGGCGACGGCGACGGCGACACUCACGGGAGAAUCCUCGGUAUUUUGUUCUCAAGGAUUUAUGGGAAUCUAUGGAGGAAUGGAGUGUGUAUGGAGCUGGGGUUCAUAUUUUGUUGGAGGGGUACCCUGUAAUUCAAUACUAUGUCCCUUACUUGUCUGCCAUUCAGCUGUAUAUUGACCCUUCAAGACCCUCCACAAGCCAAAGGAUGCCUGGUGAGGAGAGUAGUAUCAUGUCAUCGAGUAGCAGUGGGAGCAAUGAUGCCAUCCAGGGAGCUCAGAGUCAUGUCGAGAUUGGAGAUGCUGAAAUCUUGGCAUUGAAUAGAUUGUCACUUAGAGAUAGGCAUGAAACCGAUACUCGUAACAAUCCUGCAGGUCAACUUGUUUUCGAGUACUUCGAGCAAGAUGAGCCAUCUAGUCGGAAGCCUUUGACCAACACAGUUUCGGAUCUAGCAUCCCAAUUUCCAGCUUUGACGACGUACAGAAGCUGUGAUCUAUUGCCUUCGAGCUGGAUUUCCGUGGCAUGGUAUCCUAUAUAUAGGGUGCCAAUGGGUCCAACUUUGAAAAAUCUGGAUGCCUGCUUUCUAACAUAUCACUGCCUUUCUACACCAUCAAACGGUACUGCCACAGAUAGCCUACCCUUGCGAGGUUUUAACAUCAGGGAGCUUGAUGCUGCCGAAAUGCCCUCAAAGCUACCAUUGCCUACCUUUGGACUUGCAUUCUAUAAGUUCCAAGCUUCCAUCUGGAAUGCCCCCGAAGUUAUCGAGUCUCCAAAAGCCAAUUCCCUUUUACAAGAGGCUGAUAAUUGGCUUAGGCAUUUGCAAGUUGAUCAUCCAGAUUUCAGGUUCUUUGUUACCCAUACUUGAAACAAGAAGUUCCCAUACAUAUAACUCAAAAUUGCAUAUCAAAUAUGUAGGUUGAUAUAACUUUAUUGUUUUUUUUCCUUAAUCUUCGGUGCUUAUGCAUCUCAAAAUCUCAACUAAGACAUUCCCUUGAUAAUUUACUUACUAAUUCUCUUUGAAACAA
Molecule: messenger RNA, 1546 nt
Organism: Gossypium arboreum
Lineage: Eukaryota; Viridiplantae; Streptophyta; Magnoliopsida; Malvales; Malvaceae
Exons: 6
Coding region: 217-1386 (389 amino acids)
Source: RefSeq, a predicted model, not a curated record